This is a messenger RNA of Solanum stenotomum, 610 nucleotides long. Its product is annotated as glycine-rich cell wall structural protein 1-like. The transcript is spliced from 2 exons. Bases 52 to 402 code for a protein of 116 amino acids. The record is from RefSeq and is a predicted model, not a curated record. NCBI's taxonomy places the organism in Eukaryota, Viridiplantae, Streptophyta, Magnoliopsida, Solanales, Solanaceae.
AGGAAAAGCACAAGUAACCUGAUAUAUCUGAGAAACUUUGUGAUCAUAAUCAUGGGUUCUUCUUCUCAAAAGUGGGUUGUAGGGUUACUUCUUGUCUUGAGCAUUUUCUUGGAAUUGAGUGCCAUCACUUUUGGUGAUGAUAAGCUUAAAGAGUCGAGGUGGGGUAAUGAUAAUGGUUGUGGACGAUUUGGUAGAAGAGGAUGUGGUGGACGUGGAGGAUGGGGUGGACGCGGUGUAGGUGGUGGAGCCAGGGGAGGACUAGGAGGAGGAGGUGGACAUGGUGGAGGAAUCGGAGUUGGAAUUGGAAUUGGUAUCGGAGUUGGUGUUGGUGCUGGAGCUGGCCAAGGUGUUGGAGUAGGGAGUGGUUCAGGUAGCGGUGGUGGUGGUGGUAAUGGCCGAUGAUAAAUCUCUCGUAGCUUAAUAGCUAUACUUCGACAGUGCCAAGAUACAUAAUGUUGCUUUAGAUCAUUAGAUGUUAAAGUUGUUAAACUACAGCUACUAAUUUGUAUGAUUUGGCUUUUAUAUGAAUUGUAUUUUCCUUAAUUUCCAAUGUAUCAUUCUCCAAUUAUGAAACGAAACUAAAACUAUAUAUAUGAAUCUUGUUAAACUA